Pseudocercospora fijiensis CIRAD86 is the source of this 1687-nucleotide messenger RNA. RefSeq lists its product as uncharacterized. Gene Ontology annotation, molecular function: antiporter activity; xenobiotic transmembrane transporter activity. Gene Ontology annotation, cellular component: membrane. The record is from RefSeq and is a predicted model, not a curated record. Gene Ontology annotation, biological process: xenobiotic detoxification by transmembrane export across the plasma membrane. NCBI's taxonomy places the organism in Eukaryota, Fungi, Ascomycota, Dothideomycetes, Mycosphaerellales, Mycosphaerellaceae. Bases 28 to 1587 code for a protein of 519 amino acids. The transcript has 3 exons.
GGAUCUUUGCCCCCUAGCAUCAUUGACAUGAUGGAGAGUCAAGACACGGUCAAGAGUGCUGUGUCAUGCUUGCCGAACAUUCUCAGGACCUCCAAACAGGAUCCACGCUGCGCAAGCUCGAGCACUCCGGACGAAACGACUUCACUGUUAUCAAAACCGGACGGUGAACAUGACCCCUCAUUAUUUGAUGCUGAUGGGCAAACGAAAGUCGAGAGGAUAGCUUCGGAGUUUUGGAUAUUGUUGAAAGGAUCGAUACCCGUCAUUCUGGCCUACACCCUUCAAAAUUCAUUGCAGACCAUAUCAGUCUUGAUCGUUGGCCGGCUCACUCCCGAAUCGCUCGCUGUAGCAGCUUUCAGCUACAUGUUUGCCAUGGCCUCCGCCUGGCUCAUUGGCAUGGGAGGAACGACUGCCAUUGAUACCCUGGCCUCCGCAUCCUUCACUGGAAGCAAGAACAAGCACGAUCUGGGCAUUAUUCUUCAGCGCGCUCUAUUCGUCCUCACACUUUUCUACAUUCCCGUUGCGAUCCUAUGGCUCUGCUCCGAGCCCGUAUUCAAACUUCUGGCACAAGAAGACUACAUUGCGCGAGACUCGUCCAAAUUUCUCGGCAUUCUUAUCCCAGGUGGUCUGGGCUACAUCUAUUUCGAAUGUAUGAAGAAGUACCUGCAAGCGCAGGAAAUCAUGAGGCCAGGAACAUAUGUUUUGUUGAUCACAUCUCCCAUCAACGCCGCUCUCAACUACCUCUUGAUCCACACCUUCGGACUUGGAUUAUUCGGAGCGCCCAUUGCAACUGGCAUCUCCUACUGGCUGUCAUUUAUCCUCCUGCUGCUCUACACACGAUUUGUGGCGGGCUACGAGUGCUGGGGCGGCUUCGAUCGCAAAUGUCUUAAGAACAUCGGCAGUUUCGCGAGCAUCGCAGCACUCGGCGUGGUGCAUGUGGGAACCGAGUGGUGGGCAUUUGAGAUCGUUGCUAUCGUUGCCGGGCAACUUGGCACCAUUCCUCUUGCGGCGCAGUCAGUCAUCAUGACGGCUGAUCAGGUCAUGAACACGAUACCUUUCGGAGUCGGCGUGGCAACAUCAUCACGAAUCGGCAAUCUACUCGGGGCGCGCAAUGCAAGAGGAGCUGCCUUAUCAGCGAAUACUGCAGCAUGGUUAUCAAUGUUGCUAGGCGCUCUUGUGCUUGCGAUUUUGAUGGCCACAAAGGACAACUUCGCGCGGUUAUUCAACGACGACGAUGAAGUUGUGAAGCUCACAGCCAAAGUACUGCCGUAUGUCGCGCUGUUCCAGAUCGCCGAUGGUCUCAAUGGAUCAUGCGGCGGAGCCUUGAGAGGUAUGGGGAGACAGCAUGUAGGUGCUGCGGUCAACAUCGCCUCUUACUACUGCGGCGCUCUGCCGUUGGGCAUCUAUCUCGCCUUCCAUGGCUGGGGUCUUUCAGGCCUGUGGGUGGGUCAGUGCAUUGCGCUAUACCUUGUCGGCAUUCUGGAGUGGGCUAUCGUUGCUUUCAGCAACUGGAACCAGCAGGUCGAGAAUGCCUUGAAACGAUUAGAUCCCGAGGAUGUGGCUGAACAAGGCCACGGCAGCGUCGUAUGACGAUAGCCACGAUGGUUACGACAUGACUCUUGAGGUAGAUCGUAUCAGAGCAGACGAAAAUUGGCCAGGCUAUCGGUUCAGUCAUGGUCUUCUUCCGCCC